CAAGUGGGGCGCGAGUGGCUGCGAUGUCGGGGGCCCGCGAGGUGGUGACGCUUCAGCUGGGCCACUACGCGGGGGCCGUCGGCGCGCACUGGUGGGGACUUCAGGAAGCUUCGUUCUGCUUUGAUCCUGCGGCCACAAAAUUGGAUGAGGGGAUUCACCAUGACGUGCUGUUCCGAGCAGGGAAGACUCCUCAGGGGCAAGAGACCUACACGCCCCGCCUCAUCCUCAUGGACCUCAAAGGGAGCCUGAGCUCUUUGAAGCAGGAGGGUUCCUUGUACCAGGAUGAGAAAACGAACACGGCUGUAGCGUGGAAGGGGAAUCUGACGACGCACCGAGAAGACCCGUCCCCUGCGAACCCCUUCCUUCAAGGCCUCGACAGACAAGAGGGCAACAGAUCUUCCAAUGGCGACUUUACUUCUAGAGCCCUUCCUGGUGACAGGCCUCCGCGCCCGGAGAGGCAGGAUGUGGCUCCGAAGACACCUCGCUCAGGGCCUGCGAUGCACGUUUGGUCGGACUUCCUCCGGACGCACCUGCACCCUCGUAGUAUCUUAACCAUCCACCAGUACAAUCACGAAGGAGAAUCCAGCCGGCUCGAGGCCUUUGGGCAAGGGGAACAGCUCCUGCAAGACAGCACGUACCUCGAGGAGCUCGAAGACAGGCUGCACUUCUACGUGGAGGAGUGCGACUACCUGCAGGGGUUCCAGGUACUCUGCGACCUGCACAACGGGUUUUCGGGGGUCGGGGCGAAGGUCACUGAGCUGCUUCAGGAUGAAUAUGCAGGGAAGGGAGUCCUGACUUGGGGGCUGACGCCGGUGCUUAAGUCAACUAUUCCGCAGAGGAGUCUCUACAGGCUCAUGAACACGGUCCUGGGGAUGGUCCAUCUUUCCCGCCACAGUUCGCUCUUCUGCCCCUUGUCACUGAACGGGAGCCUGGGGCUCAGGCCGGAGCCCCCCGUGACACUGCCCUACCUGUACUACGACGCAUCCCUGGACUAUCACACGAGCGCCAUCCUGGCCACAGCGCUGGACACGGCUACAGCUCCCUACCGGCUCCAGUCCUCGGCCAUCUCUAUGGCUCACCUUGCUGAAGCCCUGAAUUUUUCAGGGAGAAAGGUGGCAGCUGCUGUGGCUGCCAUCCCAUUCCCUGUGGCACCAGAACAAUCCCUCCCCGAUGCGUUGUGCGGCCUGCAGCCCGCCGGGCCCUGGAGCUCGCUGUCUUCAUGUGCUGAACAACCAGAGAGCCACUGUUUUGCCCAGUCUGUGGUGCUGCGAGGAAUCAGCAAGCCCUACCAAGUCAGCAAUUCCCCGCCAGGCCUGGAACCCAAGUCUGUCCUCCACAUGUGUGAGACGGGGCAGGAGGUGCUCGCCCGCUACUUGCACACCGUGUCGCCCAGAACGUUCAGCACGUGCCACUUACUGCAACGCCCGUGCAAGCUGCUGGCCCCGUAUCCCCAGAUCUUCUCCCCUCUCCUGAGCAAGCAAGGAUUCCUCCUGGAGAAGCCCUCACGCCCCUCAGCAACUGCCGAAAGCAUCCCUGUCUUUGCUGCCCUCCAGUCCUCUGCUACGCUGCGUCGAACCCUCGGCAGUUUUUACAGAGAGCUGCGUCAAGUGGACGUCCGGCGGUGGGACAGCUUUUUCUCCGCCGGAGUCGAAAUGGACGAUUUCCAGGAGACCUUGGAGGAGCUGCGGACACUGUCCCACUGUUACAGGGAGAGCAGCUCAACAGACGAUUCCGAGGACGAUACAGACUGAUCCCUUCCUGCAAUGCCCUGGAACGGAAGAACUUCUACGAGCCUCUGACCGCAUUUAAAAAUACUGCUAACUAAUAAACUCGCUAAUGCAA
This is a messenger RNA of Elgaria multicarinata webbii, 1842 nucleotides long. It is a transcript of the gene MSTO1, whose product is annotated as misato mitochondrial distribution and morphology regulator 1. The record is from RefSeq and is a predicted model, not a curated record. Gene Ontology annotation, cellular component: cytoplasm; mitochondrion. Gene Ontology annotation, biological process: mitochondrion organization. The coding region runs from base 24 to 1751 and encodes 575 amino acids. Lineage: Eukaryota; Metazoa; Chordata; Lepidosauria; Squamata; Anguidae. The transcript has 14 exons.